This is a messenger RNA of Octodon degus (degu), 1717 nucleotides long. It is a transcript of the gene Znf232, whose product is annotated as zinc finger protein 232. Gene Ontology annotation, molecular function: RNA polymerase II cis-regulatory region sequence-specific DNA binding; DNA-binding transcription factor activity, RNA polymerase II-specific. The transcript is spliced from 4 exons. Gene Ontology annotation, biological process: regulation of transcription by RNA polymerase II. NCBI's taxonomy places the organism in Eukaryota, Metazoa, Chordata, Mammalia, Rodentia, Octodontidae. The record is from RefSeq and is a predicted model, not a curated record. The coding region runs from base 1 to 1449 and encodes 482 amino acids.
AUGGCUGCAGAUAGCGUGGAGACUUCUGGGAAAUGCAGUCCUGCUGGCUGCGCAGGCGCGAAGCUGAAGCGGAGGCGGGUGGAAGUGGCGCGGUGCGGCGGUACUCUUGGAAUCCUCUGGCCCUGUGAGGAACAAGAGAUGAUGUUGGAGCCAAAGGAAGAGGAGCAGUCUUCAGAAUAUGAAACUCAGCUACCAGGGAACCACAGUACCAGUCAAGAGGUCUUCCGCCAGCGCUUUAGACAGCUCUGCUACCAGGAAGUUCCUGGUCCCCGGGAGGCCUUGUGCCAACUACGGGUACUUUGUUGUGAAUGGCUGAGGCCAGAGAGCCACACUAAGGAGCAGAUCCUGGAGUUAUUGGUACUGGAACAAUUCCUGACCAUCCUGCCAGAGGAGCUCCAGUGGGUGCGGGGACAUCACCCUAAGAGUGGAGAAGAGGCCGUGACUGUGCUAGAAGACUUAAAGAAAGGACUUGAACCAGGACUGCAGGUUCCAGGACCUGCAUGUGGACCUGCACAGGAAGAGCCAUGGGAGGAGAAGGCACCUCUGGGACCAGAACAGGCAGCAGGCAUCCAGCUCCAACCUCAGGAGAUCCAGUUCAAAUGUGAAUUUCAGGAGACCCAGCCCUUCCCAGAGAGUGGUGAGAAACAGAGUUCUGGGGAGGAAGAGGAAGAAAAGAAAAUAAAAGAACAGGUACACUUAGAUUUUCCAUCGGUUGUUGCAGAAGAUCUUCCAGAACUCAAGGAAGAAGAAUCACUGUCACAGCCACCCAUUACUGAAGUGGAAUCACACAUAUUCUUGGAAAACCUUACCACUGACACCUCAACAUUUGAAGCUACCUCAGAAGUUGAAGGCACCUUAGAACAGCAGCAAAGAAAUCCCAAAAUGAAAAGACCAAGGCCAUCCCCUGCUCAGGAAAAAAGUCUCGGACAGAUGGUUGUCACCCAUAAGAAAACUCCUACAGGCAAGAAAGACCAUGAAUGCAGUGAAUGUGGGAAAGCUUUCAUUUAUAAUUCACAUCUUGUAAUCCACCAGAGAAUUCAUUCUGGAGAGAAACCCUUUAAGUGUAGUGACUGUGGAAAAACUUUCAAUCAGAGCUCAAACCUCAUUCAGCAUCAGAGAAUUCAUACAGGAGAGAAACCCUAUGAAUGUAAUGAAUGCGGGAAGGCCUUCAGGUGGGGUGCUCAUCUUGUUCAACAUCGGAGGAUUCAUUCAGGAGAAAAGCCGUAUGAGUGUAAUGAAUGUGGGAAGGCCUUUAGUCAAAGCUCAUAUCUAAGUCAGCAUCUGAGAAUUCACAGUGGAGAGAAACCUUUUAUAUGUAAAGGAUGUGGGAAAGCUUACAGAUGGAGUUCAGAGCUUAUUAGACAUCAGAGAAUUCAUGAGAACAAAGCAAGUAUACCAAAGUGUACCAAAGGUGAGACAGUCUCCAGACAGACUUGUACUUUUGUCUAAUCACUUAGAACAAGCACCCAUAAAAAUUAUAAGCACCUUAAGGUUUUUCCUGUGUCUUUCUUGAUUUAGGAAAAACUUCAUAUUACUGCAGAUUUUAUUACCUUAUAUGUUUUGAUUAGGAUUCCUUUGGCUAUAAAUGAUAGCCAAAUUGUGCUGCUUCUCCUGCAUAAAUUUGAACAACUUCCUGAGCUGCCCACUAAUAAAAUAAGGAUAAUAAUACCUACUUCAGAAGAGUUUUAGCCAGGCAUAGUGGCACACACCUGUAAUC